AUAAAUGCAGUUGGUCCCGCUCUCUAACCUACUGCAACAAUGAACUCUGUUAAAUACCACUACCCCGUGAUCGGCCGCAAAGGCACUGGAGGCAUAUUUGAUCGCCUACCCAUCCAGACGCUGGAGAAAGACCAUCCCUACUGAUUCGCAUUGUUUCUUGCUUUCAAUGCGAUCCAGCAGCGGUCCGAUGCUCCCCACGUCGUCAAAGAGCCUGCAGCUACCUUCAUGGAAAUUGCAUCAAUUCACGGCAAGUCCUAUGUUGAAUGGGCUGGUGACCGCAACGAGGAUAUCUCAGCUGACUAUAGCUCCACUGACAAGAAAGAUACCAGCCCUGUUCCUUCCAGAUUCAGAGGUUAUUGUAACCAUGGCGCCGUUGUUUUUCCCCACCUGGCAUCGCUCAUAUGUUAUGCUUAUCGAGAGCAAUCGAUCGGAAACAUCGCUGAACAAUUGGCCCACGACAAUGAAGCGAUAACCCGGAUAAAAAUGGAGUAUGGAUCAAAGCUGCUAAAGAAUUGUGUUUUCCGUGUGUGGCAAAUCAUUCCUGACACUGAUACAGACACUACAUGCAGAUACUGGGACUGGGCCGGUAAGGAUGUACCAGAGAAUGGCCUUCCUCCUGUUUUGUACGAAGAAAAAGUCGAAAUCAUGGCUACUGGAGGUAAAGAACAAAUUGUCGAUAAUCCGCUCUCAUUUUCCUCGUGUGUUGGCGGAACCCCAGCCGACUUCAGCGACGAGAAGGAUGACCUGACAGGACAAGUAGCGUAUUUCUCCAAGUGGCGAAGGACAUACCGCUACGCUUAUAGUACCCCAGACCCUGAAGGCAGCCGCAUAUACUUGUUGCAAAAGAUGUUCAAAGCCUGAGCAAAAAAUCUGAGACUCAGAGUCGCUCAUCUCUUUACGUUCAACGAUGAUAGCGUACGUCUUACAAUAUUUAAGCAUGAGAUACCGCCGGCUCGGGCGCAAUUGUGUCCACCACGUCAUGCUGUGUCGCUGCACGUUGAUAGUUUGGUCUCCUUUGUCUUUCCUAUUUGCUCUUCCUUCAUUCACUACUAUGGCGACGUCCGCUUCAUUUCAU
Suillus fuscotomentosus is the source of this 1075-nucleotide messenger RNA. RefSeq lists its product as uncharacterized. The coding region runs from base 226 to 861 and encodes 211 amino acids. The record is from RefSeq and is a predicted model, not a curated record. The transcript has 6 exons. Lineage: Eukaryota; Fungi; Basidiomycota; Agaricomycetes; Boletales; Suillaceae.